AUGGGCACACCAUUCGACUUCAUCGCCAAGCAAAAUGCGGAGGAUGCAAAAUUAGCAUUCAUUCAUAAGUUGGUCGAUGCAAAACAUGAGAUUGUAUCCUUUGUGGACAGUCGCCUCGGUUGGGACAGUGCUGGAGAGUUCCUUGACUACUUUAAAGGCUCAUUCAACCUCAGCAUCGCCGUCCUAAAUGGCAAUACUCAAGAGCGUGCUCUUAUUCGCUUUCCAGUUCCAGGAAAAGUGCACGAGCCGUGGCUUGAGCAAAAGGUCAAGAACGAGGUCAUGGUUAUGAAAUACCUCUCUCAGCAUACGAGCAUCCCCAUUCCCCGAGUGCACCAUUGGGGAUUAACUGAAGAAAGUCCACAGCAACUUGGGCCCUUCAUAAUCGAGGAAUUUAUGCCAGGAGAUGACCUUGGCGAGCUUCUCCGAAAGCCGACCGAGAACGAGGAGGAUCCUCUUAUCUUAGAUCCAGAUGUCGAUGAUGCGAAGCUCGACUUCGUUUACGAGCAGAUCGCUGGCUUUCUCUUGGAGCUUUCGCGCUUGAAAUUCCCGCGCAUCGGUGCCAUUUCUACGGAUACCGAGUCCGGCCAGUGGACUAUUGAUGCGCCACCACUUACAUACGACAUGAACGAGGUCGUCGGCUUCGCUGGGUUCGAUGCCUCUCAUUUUACGACUACGGCGCCAUUCGUUCGUGCGAGUGAUUACUUCUCAGAGCGCGCGCGAUACCUGCAGAUAAACCUAGAAACGCAUCGCAACAUCGGGUUCGAAGACGAGAAUGUCACCUGGAAUCGGUACGUUGCCCGCCACUGCUUUGCUAAGCUGGUCCCUUUCUAUGGCAUUAUCGACGACUUCGGACCGUUCCGACUCUUUUGUGACGAUAUACGACCAUCAAAUAUGCUUGCCGACCCGAAGACAAUGCGCAUUACUGCGUUGCUGGACGUCGAGUUUACGAAUGUCAUGCCGGGCCAAUACGCGUACGAUCUGCCGUGGUGGCUUAUACUUGGGAACCCGGCUAUCAUGAUAAGCGAGGGAAAGCAGGAGUUCUUAGAUCUAUUCGAGCCGCGGAAAGAACAAUUUAUCCGUGCCGUGGAGAGGGCCGAGGACGCAUCAGCCCUGCCAGCGGGAGAGCAGCGUCUCUCGGUUCGAAUGCGGGAUUCGUGGGACAGCGGACGUUUUUGGUUCAACCUUGCAGCACGUAGUAGCUUCGACGUCGACGAAAUUUACUGGAAGUGUCUACAUAAGGACGGCCGAGGCGAGGCGAUGUUGGAUGAGGCAAUACUCUCUCAGAAGAGCGGCUUUCUGAAACAGAAGAAGGAUCAAUUCGAGGCGUAUUGGGCCGAGAAGCAAAGUGACACUCGCUUUACUGAUUGA
Durotheca rogersii is the source of this 1368-nucleotide messenger RNA. RefSeq lists its product as uncharacterized. The transcript has a single exon. The record is from RefSeq and is a predicted model, not a curated record. The coding region runs from base 1 to 1368 and encodes 455 amino acids. NCBI's taxonomy places the organism in Eukaryota, Fungi, Ascomycota, Sordariomycetes, Xylariales, Xylariaceae.